Messenger RNA from Gastrolobium bilobum, 2250 nucleotides. RefSeq names its product protein FAR1-RELATED SEQUENCE 9-like. The record is from RefSeq and is a predicted model, not a curated record. Lineage: Eukaryota; Viridiplantae; Streptophyta; Magnoliopsida; Fabales; Fabaceae. Gene Ontology annotation, molecular function: zinc ion binding. The transcript is spliced from 5 exons. Gene Ontology annotation, biological process: regulation of DNA-templated transcription. The coding region runs from base 1 to 2250 and encodes 749 amino acids.
AUGAAUUUUUUGAUAAGUUGUGUGAAGGGCGAGACCCUUCAGGAGUACUGGUGGUGCACUGAACACACCCUUGACUGGGGCCCCAUCGGCGGACCUGACCUCAUCGUUGACGACGGCGGCGACGCCAUGUUGCUAAUCCAUGAGGAUGGGUUGAAGACCGAUUCUAAAAGGUAUCGUAAGAUGAAGGAUAGGCUCGUUGGAGUUUAUGAAGAGACUAUCAUUGGAGUUAAGAGGCUUUAUCAUAUGUAUAUUAUGGAUGAGCAUUUGGACUACAUUAACUUAAAUGAUGAAAUUAGGAAUGACAUACAUGUUGAAUUGGGUGAUGACUUAUUGAAUAUGGAUGAUGAUCCAAUAGAUUACAUCAACUUCAGUGAUGAUGAAAUUAUAGAAGAGAUGCCUCGUAAUUUAGGAGAUGACAUAUCGAAUGCUUUAACUGAUAACAUUCCAAAUGUCAUUCCCUUGACACCGACAAAGAAUUCUAAUAUUUUGAUUGAGGUUGGAAUGGAAUUUUCCGAACAAAAGGAUGUAGUGGUCUUGUAUACAACAUAUGGCAAGGUAAAAGGUUUCGGAAUCCGAAUACGAACAAGGAGGGGUAAUUACUUCGAGCUAGUUUGUGCUAGACAGGGUCAUCCACCACAAAAAAAUGAUAAAGAUAUUGCUCAAGUUUUUCAGACCAAAUUAAAGAAGACAUCAUCAUUACGCGUUGGGUGUGAAGCUUUUUUAAGUGCUUAUAAAAGUCAAAACACAAAAAUAUGGAGAAUUACACAAUUUAACGACAACCAUAAUCAUGGUCUUGUGACUCCAAAGAGUGUUCGUUAUCUCAGAUCACACAAAAAAAUGUCUGAUGCUGCAAGAUCAUUGGUUGAACAAUUUAGUGAUGCAAGCUUGCCCACAGGAAAAGUAGCUACCAUCUUCAAAGGCGAUGAGUUAUCAUUUAACAGUCGAGAUUGUUAUAAUCAUCUAAAAAAUUCAAUCUUGUUCGGAUGUGCUUUAUUGAAAGACGAAACAGAAGAUACUUUUGUGUGGCUAUUUAAGGAAUGGCUUCGAGGAAUGAAUGAGAAACAUCCGGGUGCCAUAAUUACUGAUCAGGACAUGUCAAUUACCAAUGCAGUAUCCAAAGUUUUCCCAAAAAGCAAGCAUCGAUUUUGUGUGUGGCACAUCACAAAAAAGUUUCCAGAAAAAUUGUCUCAUGUCUAUCAGCAGCAUGCCACAUUUAAGAGUGAUUUCAAUAACUGUAUCCAUACAAAAAAGAGCACUCAAGAUUUUGAAGACAAAUGGCAACGUAUUCUUGAUAACUUUGGUCUUCAUGAGAAUGAGUGGUUGCAGUCACUUUAUUCAAUUAAAUCGUCUUGGAUACCAAUCUUUAACAGAUCCAUUUUCUUUGCUGGUAUGAGCACCACUCAGCGUAGUGAAAGCAUCAAUUCAUUCUUUGAUGGUUUUGUUACAUCUGGCACAACCUUAAAGGAGUUUGUAGAAAAAUAUAAUCAAGCAGUAGAUGCUCGUUAUGAUUCAUUCAAAAAACAAGACUUUGAAUCUAGGCAUAAAGAAAGGCGUUUAACAUUGAAUAUGCCAUUGGAAGAGCAUGCAGCUAAGGUAUACACACGUGCAAUUUUCACAAAGUUUAGUGAUGUACUUUCUCAUAGUUUUCCUCUCUCUAAGGAGAAACUUGGAAAUGAUGGUGAGUUGGUUACCUAUCGAGUUUUUAAUAGGAAAGACAAGGAUUAUUCUGCAACGGUGAAGAUGAAGUUGGAAAAUAGAGAAACUAGAUGUUCUUGUCAAUAUUUUGAGUUCAUGGGAAUCCCAUGUGAGCAUAUUAUUGCUAUUUUUUCGGUUGAAAAUGUUGAGCAGAUCCCUGAACAUAUGAUUUUGCGAUGCUGGAGCAAGGAAGGAAAUGAUAUAAUUAGUACCAAUAAGGACAUUUGUAAUUUUGAUGGAGAAGGACUCCUUCGCGGCUUUGAAAUACACAAUAGAGUUUCAAAACUUAUUAAGCUUGCAGAUAGGUCCAAUGAAGCAGCUAAAUUCGCUUAUGAUGGUCUUGAUUCUCUCACUGAAUCUUUAGAAAAAUUUCCAACACCUGAUGAUAGUAUUAGUCUUGAGGAUUUUGAAUCACAUUACUUGAGUUCUCAAAUUAAAGAGUCAUCUAUGAUGAGAUUGAAUGAUCCUAACAUUUCACAAACGAAAGGUCGAAAAAGGGAGUCACACAAUAUCUCACAGGGACGUAGAAUUCAUAGUGGGAUUGAAGAAGCAUAA